AUGGAUAUCCUCAAAGUAUUGUCGCGCGGCAUCAAGCAGCCUGCGAAAGGCGCCAAGAACGCAAACAAAGGAGCGGUAAACCUGCCAUCCGCCGGCAAUCGAACGAACCCCCAACUUUUCCACGACGAGGUGUCUUCAGCGCGGGGCAACAAGAGGAAGCGAGGCAAAGAAGAGGUCGAGGAGAAGGAAGAGGAGCAACUGCCCGAGGUCGAUUUCUUCGCGCCCAAGUCCGAAACCCCCAAAGAACCCGAAAAUGUCAAGCAGCCCGCUGCCAAAGCCAAAAAGGCUGACAAGGCGUCUACUGUAAAGCCGACUCUACUCCCCGAGGACGAGUGCCGACAGAUCCUUCGCUCCCACCGACUGAAGCUCACGCUCCUCUCCGAGCGCCACAAGAAGGCCUCCAAGGUCACCAAGAGCAAAAAGAAGAAGGUUGCCGUCGAGGUCGAGAAGGAGACGAACCAGCUUCACCCUCAGCCCUUGACUUCUUUCUACGAGCUUCGGACGAACUACAAUAUUGCGCCGCUGCUGGCGGACAACCUCGCGCAUCAGGGAUACAAGGUGCCGACCGAGGUGCAGCUGGGUGCUUUACCCCUGCUCCUCAAACCAGAAUUGGCAUUGAAGGAGGUGCCGCAAAACGAAGAGCUUGGAGAUGUCUCAAAGGGUGUGGAUUUCCUCGCCGUUGCGCCGACGGGCAGCGGAAAGACGAUCAGCUUCCUGAUCCCCGCGAUCAACUCCAUCAUGCACAAGAGGGAGUCUAGCGAGGACAAGGAUAGACACGAUCUCUCUGCGAUCAUCAUUGCGCCGACAAGAGAGCUGGUCUUCCAGAUUGUGAACGAGGGACGCAAGCUGGCCUUGAACUCUGGCAUCAAGAUCGCGGGCAUGAAGAAGGGCAUGCGCUUCGCGGUUGAGGAGGAAGACAAGGCCGAGAGCGAAGAUGAGGAAGAGGAAGAGAGUGAGGAGUCUGACGAGGAGUCUGACGAGGACGAGGACAGCGAGACCGAGCCGGUCAAGCCAAAGUCCGUCGUGAAGGCUGAUAUCCUCGUCACAACACCUGCGCUUUUCUACAACUUCCUUACGGCGGCGUCAAAGACGGAUCGCAAAGUCCCGACUGUCACAUCUUUGAUUCUCGACGAGGCGGAUGUGCUGUUGGACCCCCUGUUCCGCGAACAAACCAUGGCGAUCUGGUCCGCCUGUCCCAACCCGGAGCUGAGAACUACGUUCUGGUCUGCGACUUUCGGUUCCAACAUCGAGACUUUGGUGACAGAGGCACAGCUGGCAAGACCGGCAUCUAAACCAUUGAUUCGCUUGGUAGUCGGCCUCAAGGACACAGCCGUCCCCAACGUCACACACAAGUUGAUCUACACCGCAAGUGAGAAGGGAAAGCUACUUGGUCUCCGCCAGCUCCUUCACCCCACAGCAGGAGAGGAUUCAGGACCACCCCUCCGACCUCCCUUCCUAGUCUUCACCCAGACCAUCGAGCGCGCCACAGCCCUGGAAGAGGAACUCAAAUACGACAUCCCCCUCGCCGCCGGCGGCCCCACCAGAAUCGCCGCCCUGCACAGCGGCCUCACCGACAAAGCCCGCGCGAGCAUCAUGCGCCGCUUCCGCGCCGGCGAGGUCUGGAUCCUCAUCACGACGGACGUUCUCGCGCGCGGCGUGGAUUUCGCCGGCGUCAACGGCGUCGUGAACUACGACGUGCCCGGCUCCAGCGCCGCGUACGUUCACCGCGCCGGACGUACGGGCCGCGCGGGCCGCGAGGGCGGCGUCGCUGUCACUUUUUAUACGACGGACGAUAUCCCCUUCGUCAAGAUGGUCGCCAACGUCAUUGCCGCGAGCGAGAGGCAGGCGGGCAAGAAGGGCGAGGAGGCGAAUGUGCAAAAGUGGCUGCUCGACGCGCUGCCGAAUGUCAGUAAGGAGGACAAGAAGAAGAUUCGGGAAAAGGGCGUCGAGGCGAGGCGGAGCCAUGGGGCGGCGAUGAUUUCGUCAAAGAGUAAGUGGGAGAGGCGGCGGGAUGCGAAUCGGGAGGGGGCUACGGCCGCGAAUAAGAUUCGGAUAAAGAAUGCGAGGAGGGUGGGUGAUGAUGAGGCUGGGGAGUGGGGUGGUAUUGAUGACUGA
This is a messenger RNA of Colletotrichum phormii, 2115 nucleotides long. RefSeq names its product DEAD/DEAH box helicase. The record is from RefSeq and is a predicted model, not a curated record. The transcript has a single exon. NCBI's taxonomy places the organism in Eukaryota, Fungi, Ascomycota, Sordariomycetes, Glomerellales, Glomerellaceae. Gene Ontology annotation, molecular function: nucleic acid binding; ATP binding; RNA helicase activity. The coding region runs from base 1 to 2115 and encodes 704 amino acids. Gene Ontology annotation, biological process: maturation of SSU-rRNA.